UGAAUGAGUUUAAUUGGCGUGUGUGAGGGUACUGGUGAAGAUGCUACAUAAAUACAGCUCUUAUCUUUAACAUUUCUUUGCCGAAACAACAAAGGCUGUGGUUAACAUGUUUCAUCACCAGGUGGCAGCAAUUGCUUGACAAACUUGUGUUAAUUGCCCAAAUCAGGACUCCGCGGAGUAUUUUUUGUUGUGUUUUGACAGGGCACUAGUGGCUCCAAUGGCUUUUGGCCGUCGUCUAAACGAUGGCCCUUUGAAGACCUUUUGAAACGAGUCAUUUCAUCCCGCGCAAACAGCCCCUGAGCUGCCAUCUAAUUCUGCUACUUUACAACACCUACGAUGUCAGACCGGAAAUGCCCACUGUUCCCGCUGAGGUACUGAGCGCAGCGGAGGGGCCGGGCCUUGGAGACGCUCCUCAGCUCGCCCUCUGGCCCUUCACAUGCCCUCAUGGUCUAAAUUUAAAACUACCCCAGCCUUAAAAGGUCCUGACGGUGUCUUGUGCAUUCUGCCGAGUGGCAGCAUUAUUUUUGUUCUGUGGACUGCUGUCCUGUCCACUGCCCCUCACCCUGCUGCUUUGCCUGGAUCCGGACUUGCUUUGGCUACUUUUGGAAUAGCACACCCCUUCUCUUAUUUUUUAAUUGUUGUGGACUGGUGGAUUCUUAUUUGUGAGCUGGUAAAUUAAAGGAGAAUCUGACAUUACAAGUUGGCGCAGUGGCCCUCAGGAUGUCAGGAUCAUUACAAGUGACGCAGCAGCUGCAGCAGCAGCAGCAGCAGCAGCAUCACCAUCACCAUCACCAACACCAUCAACUACAUGAGAAGAAGCAGCAGCAGCAUCACUAUGAGAGCAGCUAUUGCAAGAGCACCAAGUCGUCUGUUAGCAAGCAGUCGUUCACGACUUACAAGACCUCCAGCCAUCGCCUGAAGACCUCUGUGAAGACAGAGAAGGGGCAGGAGGUGGUUAAACUGAGCCCGCUACCCAAGAGAGCCAAACGCACCUACCUGGCGAUGGACACAGACAAAGAAGUUAUCGGCUAUGUUAUUCCUGUAUUUAGAGCCAAUCAUGACGUGGUUCGGGGUCUGAUGGAGGCCCAGGAAGAGGUUACGGAAGAGGGGAUUAACUAUGUGGCAAUGAGGAACCUAUUUGUCAGGGAGGCCAGGGAGGCUCUGGAUAUAAAAGUGGAGAAGAAAACCAGGACAAAGCAUGUCCGGGAAUCCGCCGAACAUCUGGAAGUGAGCAAGACGAUGGAGGAGUGGGCAGAGUUUCGUAGGAAAAUGAACACAGACAGCCUGACACACCCUCCAGAGUUUAUCAUUAAGCCCCGUGGACAGACUGUCUGGGAAGGCAAGACUGUCAAGCUGCACUGCACUUUGGCCGGGUGGCCCAAACCCAGGGUUGCUUGGUACAAAAACAAUGUGCUAAUUGAUGCCAAGGCCCACCCUGAGAAGUACACAGCCGAGAGCAAUUACAACAUGCACUCCCUGGAGAUCAAGAACUGCGAUUUCCUCGACACCGCUCUGUAUCACAUUUCUGCCCUCAAUGUGAAAGGAGAAGUUUCCUCUAUGGCUACCAUUGUUGUCAAAAGGUUCCAGGAGGGUGAGGAAGCAGGCCCACUUGAUCCUAAACCACAUGGUUUCUGCCUGGAGCAUGGUGUUACCUUUGAGACCACCAUCAUUGACAAAUUCGAAGUGGCCUUUGGCCGCGAGGGCGAGACAUUGAGUCUGGGCUGCACUGUCAUCGUUUAUCCAACUGUGAAGAAAUACCAGCCUGAGGUCGUGUGGUACAGAAACUCUGUGCCCUUGAAGCCCUCUAAAUGGGUACACACCCACUGGUCUGGGGAACGUGCCACACUCACGCUUGUCCACCUCAACAAGGAAGAUGAGGGCAUGUACACCCUGCGUGUCAACACCAAAUCUGGCUUUGAAACAUACUCUUCUUUUGUGUUCGUCAGAGAUGCCGAUGUGGAGGUGGAGGGGGUUCCGGUGGCCCCCUUGGAUGUGCGCUGUCAUGAUGCCAACAAGGACUAUGUGGUGGUGACCUGGAAGCAGCCAGCGGUGGAGGGCAGCAGCCACAUCCUGGGAUACUACGUCGACAGGUGUGAGGUGGGCACCCAACACUGGGCUCAGUGUAACGAUACCCCAGUGAAGUACGCCCGCUUCCCUGUCACAGGGCUGGUGGAGGGCCGUUCUUACAUCUUUAGGGUACAGGCCUUGAACCAUGCAGGAGUCAGCCGUCCGUCCCGCGUCUCCGAGGCCGUGGUCGCCAUGGAUCCCUCCGACAGAGCUCGCCUCAGAGCUGGCCCCUCAGCUCCUUGGACCGGGAUGAUCAAGUUUACAGAGGAGGACUCCGCUGUGGGCGUUAUCCCGGGAGAACCCUCCGAUGUUGUGGUUACUGAGGCAACCAAGAGCUACGUGGUGCUCGCCUGGAAGCCCCCGGUCCAGAGAGGUCAUGAAGGAGUUAUGUAUUAUAUUGAGAAGUGUAUUUCAGGGACAGACACCUGGCAGAGGGUGAACACUAGCAUGCCAGUCAAAUCUCCCCGCUUUGCCCUGUUUGACCUGGCAGAGGGUAAAUCCUACAGCUUCCGUGUGCGCUGCUGCAACUCCGCGGGCGUGGGCGAGCCCUCUGCAUCCACAGGAGAAAUCACUGUCGGAGAUAAACUGGACCUUCCCUCUGCUCCGGGCAAUCCAGUGGCCACCAGGAACACGGACACCUCAGUGGUGGUCUCCUGGGGGGCCUCAAAGGAUGUCAGACACCUGGUUGGCUACUAUAUUGAAUGUAGUGUGGUGGGCACUGAUGUCUGGAUGCCUUGCAACAAUAAACCUGUCAAGCAGACAAGGUUUACGUGCUAUGGCCUGUCCACCGGCGCAAACUAUGUGUUCAGGGUGAAGGCAGUUAACGCUGCUGGAUACAGCCAGAGCUCCCCCAAUUCCGAUGCAGUGGUUGUAAAGGCUGCCAUCUCCGUUCCUGGGAAGCCCACUGGUGUGACCUUGCUGGAGGCCGUCAAAGACUACAUGGUGCUGGGCUGGACCAAGCCUGCUAACGAUGGAGGUGCUGAUAUCAGGGGAUACUUUGUGGACUACAGGACUGUGAAGGGAAACGUCGUUGGGAAAUGGCAUGAAAUGAACGUCCAGGCAUUGACUACAACCUCCUAUAAGGCUGAGAACCUGAAGGAGAACGUCUUCUACCAGUUCCAGGUGCGCGCAAUGAACAUGGCAGGUGUGAGCAAAGCUUCCCUGCCCAGUGCAUCUCUGGAGUGCAAGGAAUGGACCAUUACUGUUCCAGGUGUACCUGUUGGUCUUCAUGUGCUGGAGGUUCGUGACACCUCUGUCGUGGUCCUGUGGGAGCCACCUGCAUUUGAUGGCCGCACUCCUGUCAAUGGAUACUAUUUGGAUGUCAAGGAGGCCUCUGCUGGAGAGAAGGGCUGGAAGGCUGUCCAUGAGAAGGCCAACAAGAUGAAAUACUUGAAGGUGACUGGGCUGAAGGCUGGUACAUCCUACGUCUUCCGUGUGCGUGCUCAAAAUCUUGCUGGAGUUGGAAAGCCUUCCGCAGUCUUAGGUCCAAUCCUGGCCCACACUCGCCCUAGCACCAAAGAGAUUUAUGUGGACGUUGAUGACGAUGGCGUCAUCUCUAUGAUCUUCGAAUGCUCUGAGAUGAAUGAAGGCUCCGAGUUUGUUUGGUCCAAGAAUUACCAGGCCAUAACAGACACCUCACGUCUGACUAUUGUCACUGAACAGGGCAAGUCCAGAGCUAUCUUCAACAGUCCCUCCCUGGAGGAUCUGGGCACCUUCUCCUGUGUGGUCACCAACACUGAAGGCAUCUCCUCCAGCUACACACUCACCGAGGAGGGUCUCAUGCGUCUCCUGGACAUCAGCCAUGAACACAAGUUCCCUGUUAUUCCCUUCAAGAAUGAAAUGGCCAUGGAGUUGCUCGAGAAGGGUCGGGUGCGAUUCUGGACUCAGGUGGAGAAAUGCACUUCUGCCUGCCAAGUGGAGUAUGUCUUUAACGACGUCAUCGUUACUCAGGGAAAGAAAUACACAAUGAACUUCGACAAGUCCACCGGCAUCAUUGAAAUGUUCAUGGACUCUCUGGAGGUCACAGAUGAGGGAACGUUCACCUUUAACUUGGUGGAUGGAAAAGCUAAGGGUACAACCAGUCUGGUGCUCAUUGGAGAUGAAUUCAGGGAGCUUCAAAAGAAAUCAGAAUUUGAGAGGGCAGAAUGGAUCAGGAAACAAGGUCCUCACUUUGUCGAGUACCUUGACUUCACUGUUACUCCAGAAUGUGAUGUGCUGUUGAAAUGCAAGAUAGGAAAUAUCAAACCUGAGACUGAGAUCACCUGGUCUAAGGACAACAUUGAGAUUGCGGAGGAUGAUGAAGAUGCUAAGAAAAUCGAGAGAAAGGAGGGCAAACUGACCUUUAAUAUUGGAAAGUGGGUAAUUAAGCAAGAGAAACAGAACGAAAAAGAAGAAAAAACUCCACCUGCAGACGAUGUUCCCCCACCGCCAAGACCCAAAAUCUCCAAGAAGGAUGAAGGUAUCUACAAGGUCAUACUGAUGGACGACAGAGGCAAAGAUGAGAGCACCUUCAAUCUCACAGAAGCAGGAUACCAAGCUAUAAUGAAUGAGCUGUUCAGGGUUAUUGCCCACUCCUCUAGUGAAAUUAAAGUCCUCAGUACUGAGCAUGGCAUCGUCCUCUACUCCAUGGUUACGUAUUAUGACAAAGACCUGCGUGUUGGUUGGCUCCACAAAGAUGCUAAGAUCGCCGCCUCAGAGAGAGUUAAGUCUGGAGUCACAGGAGAGCAGCUCUGGCUUAAGAUCAAUGAGCCCACUGAGAAGGACAAAGGCAAAUACACCAUGGAUAUCUUUGAUGGCAAUGAUGGUUUAAAAAGAGUCUUUGAGCUGACUGGCCAGGCAUGGGAAGAGGCAUUUGAUGAGUUCCAAAGGCUCAAGGCGGCAGCGAUUGCAGAGAGAAAUCGUGCUCGUGUUGUUGGAGGCUUACCAGAUGUGGUUGCAAUCCAAGAGGGCAAGUCCCUGAACCUGACUGGCAAUGUGUGGGGUGAGCCUGUACCUGAGGUGUCCUGGACAAAGAACGAAAAGGAGCUGAUAUCUGAUGGCCACUACCAACUCAAGUUCGAGCAUGGGAAGUUUGCCAGCAUCACAAUUGCCGCCGUCAGCACGGCUGACUCUGGCAAAUACGCCCUCCUGGUCAAGAACAAGUACGGCACAGAAGCUGGCGAGUUCACCGUCAGCGUCUACAACCCGGAAGAUGAGGAGAACAAGGAGGAGAAGAAAGACUAAAGGAUGAUCCAGGGUGAUGAAAUAAAGUAGAAAAGGUUAACGACUGGGCUAUCUCCAAAGCGUUUUACCCCAUCACAUGCCGGUGCGCCAAAGCGGUUUAAAUAAAUCAUGAAUUCGCCUGCUUCCUCCUGCAUCUUUCAUGUGCUGGGCUAAAGAACUUUGGGCACAGCUUGUCAAAGAAGCAAAAUUGAAUGUGAUACAAAGAGAAUGAUUUCUGUACUUGUAGUUGCUUGGCAUAUCUUCUGUCACUUCUAGCCACUAUCAGUUAAUGUAAUGUAUGGGAAAUGGUUGACCUGUCAUUAAUCUUUGGUUUGAAAACAGUAUGAAGGGCAGUGGAAGCAAAGCACUGCUUUUUUAGAAUAUUACAGUAUAACAUUUGGGUAACCUUUGACCCCUCAAACAAUGUCACGCUGAGGUUUAUGUACUGUAAAAAAUAAAGGAUAAUAGGGAUGCGAUGAA
Xiphias gladius (swordfish) is the source of this 5748-nucleotide messenger RNA. It is a transcript of the gene myom1a, whose product is annotated as myomesin 1a (skelemin). NCBI's taxonomy places the organism in Eukaryota, Metazoa, Chordata, Actinopteri, Istiophoriformes, Xiphiidae. The transcript is spliced from 39 exons. The record is from RefSeq and is a predicted model, not a curated record. Gene Ontology annotation, molecular function: protein binding. Bases 721 to 5289 code for a protein of 1522 amino acids.